Molecule: messenger RNA, 2128 nt
Organism: Ceratotherium simum simum (southern white rhinoceros)
Lineage: Eukaryota; Metazoa; Chordata; Mammalia; Perissodactyla; Rhinocerotidae
Source: RefSeq, a predicted model, not a curated record
AGACUAUAAAUAUAUAAAUGAGUUAGUUGCAAUUAUAACAUUUUAAUCAAAAUUACUUUUAAAAUGGAUCAUUUCUUUUUUAAAAGAAAGAGGAUUAAUGAAGUGAAAUAUGCAGAAACAUGUUCAAGUUCAACUGUUGGAUCUGGAAGAGUGAAUAGUGACGAUAUUCAGAAAAAUAUUGACGCUAAUCUGCAUAAUUCAACUUUGUUUGAGCCACAUUUCAAAAAGAAAAAAGUAAGUGCAAGACGUUAUAAUGAAGAUUAUUUAAAAUAUGGUUUUAUCAAAUGUGAAAAACCCUUUGAAAAUGACAGACCUCAGUGUAUUAUUUGUAAUAAUAUUCUUGCAAAUGAAAGCUUAAAACCUUCAAAAUUAAAAAGGCAUUUAGAAACUCAGCAUGCUGAGCUUAUUGAUAAGCCUCUUGAAUAUUUUCAAAGAAAGAAGAAAGAUGUAAAGUUAUCAACACAAUUUCUUAGUUGUUCUACUACUGUUAGUGAGAAAGCCUUAUUAUCAUCAUAUUUAGUUGCGUAUCGUGUGGCAAAAGAGAAAAUGGCUCACUCAGCUGCUGAAAAAAUUAUUCUUCCAGCAUGUUUGGAUAUGGUGCGUACAAUUUUUGAUGAUAAAUCAGCUGAUAAAUUAAAAACUAUACCUAGUGAUAACACAAUAUCUCUUAGAAUUUGUACUAUUGCAGAACAUUUAGAAACAAUGCUUAUUAAUCGCUUACAGUCUGGUAUAGAUUUUGCAAUCCAGCUUGAUGAAAGUACUGAUAUUGGAAGCUGCUUAACACUUUUAGUUUAUGUCAGAUAUGCCUGGCAAAAUGAGUUUAUGGAGGAUUUUUUGUGUUGUUUAAAUUUGACCUCACACCUAAGUGGAUUAGAUAUCUUUACAGAAUUAGAAAAGUGCAUUGUUGGUCAAUAUAAAUUAAACUGGAAAAACUGCAAAGGAAUUACAAGUGAUGGAACAGCAAACAUAACUGGAAAACAUAGCAGAGUAAUUAAAAAAUUGCUAGAAGUUACUAAUAAUGGUGCUGUGUGGAAUCAUUGUUUUAUACAUCGUGAAGCGUUAGCAUCCAGAGAAAUUCCACAGAAUCUCAUGGAAGUAUUGAAAAAUGCAGUAAAAGUUGUUAAUUUUAUUAAAGGAAGCUCACUAAAUAGCCGACUUCUUGAAACAUUUUGUUCAGAGAUUGGAACUGACCAUACUCACUUACUGUAUCAUACCAAAGUUCGUUGGUUGUCUCAAGGGAAAAUACUAAGCAGGGUUUACGAACUCAGGAAUGAAAUUCACAUCUUUCUCAUUGAAAAAAAAUCUCAUUUGGCAAGUAUUUUUGAAAAUGACAUUUGGGUAACAAAAUUGGCAUAUUUAACCGAUAUUUUUGGCAUUCUGAAUGAACUGAGUUUAAAACUGCGGGGGAAAAACAGUGAUAUAUUCCAACAUGGCGAACGUAUCCAAGGAUUCCAAAAGUCAUUGUUGUUAUGGCAAGCAAGACUUAAGAGCAAUCAUCCUAGCUACUACAUGUUUCCAAGAUUUUUGCAACAUAUUGAAGAGAAUACUAUUAAUGAAAACAUUUUGAAAGAAAUAAAAUUAGAGAUAUUGUUGCAUCUCACUUCUCUAUCUAAAACUUUUAACCAUUUCUUUCCAGAAGAGCAAUUUGAAACAUUAAGGGAAAACAGUUGGGUAAAAGAUCCAUUUGCUUUUCGAAACCCAGAAUCAAUAAUUGAGUUAAACUUGGUGCCUGAAGAAGAGAAUGAGUUAUUGCAGCUUAGUUCUUCAUAUACAUUGAAGAAUGAUUAUGAAACAUUAAGUUUAUCAGCAUUUUGGAUUAAAAUAAAGGAAGACUUUCCUUUGCUAAGUAGAAAGAGUGUCCUGCUAUUAUUACCAUUCACAACAACUAGUUUGUGCGAACUAGGGUUUUCAGUUUUAACUCAGUUAAAAACAAAGGAAAGAAAUGGAUUGAAUAGUGCAGCAGAUAUGCGGGUAGCAUUAUCCUCCUGUGUUCCAGACUGGAAUGAACUUAUAAACAGGCAAGCACACCCAUCACAUUAAAUAAAUCUUACCUGGUUUUUGUUUUUGUGUUUCUUUUGUGAUGUUUUUCUAUGUUGUGUGUAAAUGUAAAUAUGACAUUGUAAUGUGA